GUUUUGUUUAAUUAAGAUAAAAUUGGAAAAACGCAGGAGUGACAUCUAGUGUCUUCUCUGAAUUAAAUAAAAAAUCCAGUAAAUAUGCUAUUUUUUUAAAGGUCAGAGUAUAGAGUUGUAGAUUGGACAUAAACUUUUUGGAAUGUGCGAUCAGAGGAUAAGAAGUAUCUUGUAAUAUCUUAUUUGUCCUAUAUUUCUUCAACUAUUGCACAAAAAAAUGAAAUACGACAAUAGUCUCUCUGAUAAAGAAGCAACCAGUAUUCAACAAGAAAAAGAAGGAAAAAUGCUUAUUCGAAUUUUACUUCUAAGCCAAUGGAUAACUUCAAGUUUAAGUUCAAAUCUGUUGUUAUUAACACCACCAGUAACAAAAUAUUCAACAAAGAGUCAUGCAGAUAAUCUUAUUGCUCUUGGAAAAGGAUUAAUUAAAUCCGGACAUCAAGUUAGCAUUUCAAAACAAGGAACUGUUCGCCUGGACAAUCUUGGUAAUAUUUCACUUUUUGAGAUAUCUUCCCCAGUUUCCCCAGAGCAUGUUGAAUUGGUUGGGGAAGCUAUCAGAAAUAGUUCAAUUGAUUCGUUAUAUCAGAACAUAUCUUAUAUAAAAAUGGAUAAGUUGUAUAAAGUUGUUUGGGAUGCUUUUAUCGAAGAUUGCCGAACAAUGUUGUCGGAUUGUUCAGUUGAGGAACGACUCAAAAAAUUUGACCUAAUUGUUAUUGAUCAAUAUUUCUUUUGUGGUUUCCUAUUAGUUGAAAAAUAUAAGAAACCAUUCGUCAUGUACGAAUGUUCGUCCUAUAUAACAUAUUCCCAAGCAGCCAUACCUGGACCAGUGUCAUGGGUUCCAACCUUUUUGAGUUCUUUAACUGAUAAGAUGACAAUUAUUGAUAGAAUGAGAAAUAUCAUUUCAAAUAUCCACUUAACAGUUGUUCUGGAUAAUUUGGAUAGGAUUUUUGAAGAUUUAAAAGUGGAAAUGAAAAUUUCUCCAGGUAAAAGUAUAUCUGAAAUUCGAAAAGAUGCCCAACUAUUCCUUGUGAAUUCGGACUAUAUUUUUGAAUUUCCACGUCCUUUAACACCAAACAUAGUACAAGUUGGUGGGAUUUUAGCAUCUCAGCCAGUAGAUGAUACAAAUAUUCACCAAAAAUUCCAUGAAAUUACCAUCAAAAGAUUUGGUAUUAUCGCCUUUGGAAGCGCUUUAGACUUUUGCCACCAUCCUACCUUGUUAGAAAAAAUAAGUAAUAUUCUUAAAAAUUUUAAAGAUAUCCACUGGAUUUGGUCAUUAAAGUGUCAGUUGGAUAAAGAAUAUUCAAAUAUUCAUAUCUUCAAAUGGAUUCCUCAAGUUUAUCUUCUUUCUAAAGAAAAUUGUGUUCUACUUAUAUCUCAUGGUGGUUUAAAUUCCGUUUACGAGGCAAUGUAUCACAGUACUCCAGUUUUAGUCCUACCUCUACCUGCUGAUAGUAUGGACAACUCAGUCCGUUUUAAAAGACACGGCGCUUUAGAAAUUUUACCAUUCCAUACAAAGGGUGUAUCAUCCCUUAAUGAGUAUAUUUUUAAAAUGUUAAAAGUAAAAUCCUAUUCAGAAUCAGCAAGAAGAGUUUCCUCUCUUCUCAAUUCUCAAAAACCAAAACCUUUGGAAAAAGCUGUAUAUUGGAUUGAGCACAUUUUAAAGUUUGGUGGCAACCAUUUAAGACAUUCUGCAAUAGAUAUGCCAGCCUAUAAACUCUAUAAUAUAGAUUUAUUUACAAUUAUACUCAUCAUAUUCUUAUUAACUAUUUGUGCAUUUCUUACAACUGAAAAACUUUUUGAUGAAUUAUCAAGUCCUUCACACAUGUUAUGUAGACUAAGAUUCAUGUUCUCGCUAAGAUCAACUAUUAGGGUUAGGGUAAAAGCACUCAUUUGUGGACGUUUUUCUGUCGCAUCCGUAUUAGAUAACCUCUUCAAUGUCCCCACCUACUUUAUGAAGUUAACUGUUUCGUCAUAA
Dimorphilus gyrociliatus is the source of this 1972-nucleotide messenger RNA. The record is from the annotation of a GenBank genome assembly. NCBI's taxonomy places the organism in Eukaryota, Metazoa, Annelida, Polychaeta, Dinophilidae.